Molecule: messenger RNA, 853 nt
Organism: Solenopsis invicta (red fire ant)
Lineage: Eukaryota; Metazoa; Arthropoda; Insecta; Hymenoptera; Formicidae
Gene: SmD2
Product: probable small nuclear ribonucleoprotein Sm D2
Exons: 4
Coding region: 167-529 (120 amino acids)
Biological process (GO): RNA splicing; spliceosomal snRNP assembly
Cellular component (GO): U1 snRNP; U2 snRNP; U5 snRNP
Molecular function (GO): RNA binding
Source: RefSeq, a predicted model, not a curated record
AACGUCCUUCGGAUGAAGUUUCACUUGAACGAACCGAGCUUACUAGAUGGCAGCACUACAGUUGUCCGGUAGAGAGCAAAGCGUUGUAGAUUUGCAGAGUAUUCUAGAGCUUUUGAUCGUGAAGGAAUUGAUAAUAAUCAAUAUUGUUUAAUAAAAACAUUACAAAAUGUCUUCUCUGACAAAACCGAAGUCUGAGAUGACUCCAGAGGAAUUGGCAAAGAGAGAGGAAGAGGAAUUCAACACCGGGCCUCUCUCAGUUCUAACACAAUCCGUCAAGAAUAAUACCCAAGUAUUAAUAAAUUGUAGAAACAACAAAAAGUUAUUAGGACGUGUAAAAGCUUUUGACAGACAUUGCAAUAUGGUUUUGGAAAACGUAAAAGAAAUGUGGACUGAACUUCCACGCACAGGAAAAGGCAAGAAAAAGGCAAAACCGGUAAACAAAGACAGAUUUAUUCCAAAAAUGUUUCUACGCGGUGAUUCCGUGAUUUUGGUUCUGAGAAAUCCAUUGGCAACUGCAGCAGGAAAAUAAAUUAAGAAUAACUUUAAUUUUAUAAUUUUACUUUUAAGGCUAAUGCUACAAUAAAUGAAAUAAAAAUUUUUGAUACGAACACAAUAGCGUUUAUUAACGCUAUAAACCUUUUUUGCACAAAUUUUUGGUCUUAUGUAUAAUAGUUAAAUAUUAAGUAAAAAAGUGUAUUAAGCAGGACAAGUUUAUUUCUUAUGAAUUGUAUACAACAUUGUUAAUCCUUUUCGGCAAUUGCGGUUAAAUGUUUAUCAAUCUCUUGCUCGGUCAGUAUACUGUAACAGAAAAAUUGAUAAUAAAGAAAAGUCCAAUAAAAAUUAAGAUUUUCCA